AUGUCAAAGGAUUGCGGUAAUCACGGUGGCGGCAAAGAAGCAGCCGUCCGGAGAAUCUGCGCCGCCGUAAUAGCCUUCAUCAUAGUAGCUCUAGUGACCAUCUUCCUAGUUUGGGUCAUACUCAGGCCCACUAAGCCAAGAUUCGUCCUCCAAGACGCCACCGUCUUCGCCUUCAACCUCUCACAACCAAACCUACUCACCACAAACUUCCAAGUCACACUCGCAUCUCGUAAUCCAAACUCCAAGAUCGGAAUCUACUACGACCGUCUCCACGUCUACGCUACUUACAGGAACCAGCAGAUAACUCUCCGGACAGCGAUUCCUCCGACGUAUCAAGGCCACAAAGAAGACAACAUCUGGUCUCCGUUUGUUUACGGAACCGCUGUUCCAAUCGCUCCUUACAACUCCGUCGCGUUAGGAGAGGAGCAAGGACGUGGGUUCGUCGGGUUAAUUAUACGCGCUGAUGGGCGCGUGAGGUGGAAAGUAGGGACGUUGAUCACUGGGAAGUACCAUAUACAUGUUCGGUGUCCGGCUUACAUCAAUCUUGGAAACAAAGCUGGUGGUGUUGUUGUCGGUGAUAGCGCCGUUAAAUAUACGUUGGUUACUAAAUGCAGUGUGAACGUUUAG
Molecule: messenger RNA, 627 nt
Organism: Eruca vesicaria subsp. sativa (arugula)
Lineage: Eukaryota; Viridiplantae; Streptophyta; Magnoliopsida; Brassicales; Brassicaceae
Source: the annotation of a GenBank genome assembly